AGAUCUCUGAGACUCAACAAAGGUGGCCCUGGGAGGUCUCAGGACAUGAUGCUGUUCUCCAUGGCCCUCCCCAGCAUGUCCUGGAUGCUACUGUCCUGCCUGAUGCUUCUAUUUCAGGUGCAAGGUGAAGACUCUGAGAAGGAACUUCAUUCUCCACGAAUCACAUGUCCUGCAGGCGCCAAUGCCUAUGGUUCCCACUGCUAUGCCUUGUUUAUGACACCAAAAUCCUGGAUAGAAGCAGAUAUUGCCUGCCAGAAGCGACCCUCAGGAAACCUUGCAUCUAUUCUCACUGGGGCUGAGGCAUACUUCGUGGCCUCUAUUAUCAAGAGCAAUGUGAACGUCAACUCAAAUGUCUGGAUUGGGCUCAAUGACCCCACACAGGGCUAUGAACCCGAUGCAAGUGGCUGGCAGUGGAGUAGUAAUGAUAUUAUGAAUUACUUUGCCUGGGAGAGCGAUCCAUCCACGGUCUCAAACCCCGGCUACUGUGGGAGCCUGUCACGAAGCUCAGGUUUUCUGUCAUGGAAAGAUUAUAACUGUUACAAGAAGUUACCCUAUGUCUGCAAGUUCAAGAACUAACUCAGGUGGGUGUCAACAGCCUGAGUUUCACAUACAGAGUUCAUCAUGGAUUUGAGACCAAGUGAGAAGACCCACCCAGGAAGAUAAUAUCCUACAUGCCAAACCUGACCAUGUCAUUCUGACCUUUCCACCUCCUCACCCUCAUUUCAGGCUCCUCUCUGCAUUACAUAACCUGAGUUUUCAAAGAACAAUAAUAAAAAAUUU
Molecule: messenger RNA, 780 nt
Organism: Hipposideros armiger (great roundleaf bat)
Lineage: Eukaryota; Metazoa; Chordata; Mammalia; Chiroptera; Hipposideridae
Product: regenerating islet-derived protein 3-gamma-like
Exons: 6
Coding region: 46-576 (176 amino acids)
Source: RefSeq, a predicted model, not a curated record